Aspergillus aculeatinus CBS 121060 is the source of this 771-nucleotide messenger RNA. Its product is annotated as pre-mRNA-splicing factor ISY1. The record is from RefSeq and is a predicted model, not a curated record. Gene Ontology annotation, biological process: generation of catalytic spliceosome for second transesterification step; mRNA 3'-splice site recognition. Gene Ontology annotation, cellular component: Prp19 complex; catalytic step 2 spliceosome; post-mRNA release spliceosomal complex. The transcript has a single exon. The annotation marks the transcript as partial. NCBI's taxonomy places the organism in Eukaryota, Fungi, Ascomycota, Eurotiomycetes, Eurotiales, Aspergillaceae.
GCGCGUAACAGCGAAAAAGCUCAGUCGAUGCUCUUCCGGUUCCGGGCCCAACAGGCCGCGGACCUCGGAAUCAUCGACAUCGGCCGCACCCGGCGGCCCAAGGCCAUCACCUCGGUCGACUCGAUCCCCAUGUGCGAGAAAUGGCGCGGCCAGGUGCUGAAGGAGAUCUCGCGGAAGGUGUCGCGCAUCCAGGAGCCCAGCCUGAGCGACUACCAGAUCCGCGACCUGAACGACGAGAUCAACAAGCUGAUGCGGGAGAAGUGGACGUGGGAGAUGCAGAUCCGCAACCUGGGCGGGCCCAACUACAUGCGGGGGUCCGGCCGCGUGUUCGACGACGACGGCCGCGAGAUCCCCGGCGGCGGCAAAGGGUAUCGGUACUUCGGGCGGGCGAGGGAGCUGCCCGGUGUGAAGGAGAUGUUCGAGGCGGCGGCCCGGCGCGGUCGGCCUGCCGAGGAGGAUGAUGCGGAUACUGCUGGUGGUGGUGGUGGGGUUAAGGGGAGGGGCGGCGAUAUUGCGACGAAGAAGGUCGAUGCCAAUUAUUUCGGGUAUGGGUUGGAUGAGGAGGAUGGCUCGCUGCUGGCGUAUGAGAAGCAGAAGGAGAAGGAGGCCGUGGAGCGUCUGCGCAAGAAGGGUGAUGAUGGGGACGAUGGGUGGGAGCCGUUGCCGGGCGACGCUGGGGACGGGGUCGAGUGGAGGCUGCCCAGUCUGGAGGAGGUGCAGGAGGAGCUGGUCGACCGACGGAGGAGACGACUGCUGGAUAAGAUCUCCUGA